CGCUCCGGAAUCAAACAGCUGGAAGGCGAGGUGUUCAGAGAUUUCCUUCCAUAUCCGGGUCACAAGAAGACCAACAUCAUCAUCACCAACAGGCGUGUUUUCUGUGUGAAGGAGUUGGACUUUGUGGGUCACUUCACCACAGAGUGGGAAUGUUUGUACAAGAACUUCUAUCGUCCUCCGGAGGUGACUGAAUCAGAGCUGAGAAUUUACUGCAAGGAGCAACAGAAGCUGAAACUCACCAAAACUCAGGACAUGAGGACUCUGUAUCUGAAAGACCCAAAGACUGCUCAGGACUUGCAGGAGGCUAUACGUGAUGCUCAGGUGGCGCAGCAGCAGCACCGGAUGGCCAGACAGAAGUCUCAGCGCUUCUUAAAACUUAGCACAAAGAAGUGAUGUCACUUCCUGUCCAUUGCUGCUUAGAGGGCAGCUGACUCAAAAGUGUUUGUGUCAGAUGUUACUGUACCUGCAACUGAUUUAAGAUGCAAAUCUGCCUGAAGAGGCGGGUCCAUCUAUCCACAUAGUUUCAUCAGCCGGUAACGAAGGAAUUCUGGGACUGCAGUUUUUGUUUGUUGAAUGUUUUCCGUUAUUUCCUGUCAGAAUAUGAAACGAAAUACAUCCUGCAGCGAAAUUAAAACCCAUGAACUACUAAAACCUCACGAACCAUCCUGAAGCUAUAAGAUCUAUUCAGAAAAAUCUAACAAUCGUGUUUUAUUUGAUUGUUUUCUUUUGACGAGUCCUCUGAGUUUGUGGGGUUUUUGUCCCUGUGCUGUGCCUGCAGGCUUUCCUGCCUCGCACCUGAAGAUGGAGCCAAAAUCAUGUUUUUGCACUAGAAGAAUAUUUACAGGAAUGGUUGUUUUUGUUUGUUGGCUGUGGGGCAUUUUCUGGAAGAAGAGCACAAAUAUUAAAAAAACGAAUUUAACCACUCAUGUAAACCUGUGAUGUGAAAAUGAAUCAUAACUGCUGAGUUCAAACACAUUCAGAUUUAUUAACGUUUGAUUGAAAUUUGCUUUAUUUCGCUUUUAUAUUUUCUGAGAUUCUGAACUGUAACCUAUAAAGAUGAGAUUUAAUAACG
Molecule: messenger RNA, 1072 nt
Organism: Nothobranchius furzeri (turquoise killifish)
Lineage: Eukaryota; Metazoa; Chordata; Actinopteri; Cyprinodontiformes; Nothobranchiidae
Source: RefSeq, a predicted model, not a curated record